This is a messenger RNA of Pyricularia pennisetigena, 1467 nucleotides long. RefSeq lists its product as uncharacterized. NCBI's taxonomy places the organism in Eukaryota, Fungi, Ascomycota, Sordariomycetes, Magnaporthales, Pyriculariaceae. The record is from RefSeq and is a predicted model, not a curated record. The coding region runs from base 1 to 1467 and encodes 488 amino acids. The transcript is spliced from 3 exons.
AUGGGGUGCGGCAUGUCCAUAGAAAAUGCCUCUAAGGACUCGAAGAAAACUCCCACCGUUACAGAGGACCCAACCUUGUUGCCUGUUCAGAAGAAGUCGGUGCCCACGCAAGACGGCCUAGAUGUGAAUGCACAAGUACCGCAGCGGUCGUCAAGCAACAGCAACAAACCUUACACACUCCAGGUCUUCGACAAGGCGCCGCCGAAAUACGAACCGAGCUCAUCGACCCUCCCAUUAGGUUUCGAUAACUUUCCGACCGGAGUCAUAGUUAUCCUCAAUCUCCUCAAGGCGGCGGCCAAGCUGAUCUACUGGGGUCACAAGGGUGCCUGGGCUGCUUUAAAUGAGCGACAUGGGCAGAUAUGGCUUGACUCAGCGUACGCGCUGCGCCCAAUCACCCAUAUGGCCAUUCUUCUCUACGCCGCCGUUCGAUUGCUGGUCGGGAGUGCGCUGGGUAGUAACAUGAUCUUCUACUUCACAACCUUUCCCAAUCUCGAAAUCGAGCAGCUAUCUGCCCUAAAGCUUAACCCUAACCCUAACCCUAACCCUAGCGCGGCGCAUCCCACGAAUGUCAUACUACCUCCUCGAGAUUUCCAGCAUCUGCCGCCAUCGCAGCCAGCACACCAGAUGAACGGGUCCUCGCAGUCUUUUGGCAUACAUGCCACAGCUUACCACGGGCAUUCCUAUUCGCCGGGGCAAGUGAAACGAGAAGGGCACUCGCCUAGCUCGCCUCGCCGCCAGACUUCGAUGGGAAAUGCGCCUGUGCCUCCUCAGAGCCCGCCGCCUCAUAACGGGCUUUACCUGCAGUCGGAGCUCGGCGAUCAUGGCCAACCAAACUUCCGGCCGCAGUGGUCCGCGCCAGCGCCUCCUGCAAACGACGGCCAAGUGCCCCUACUAUCGCAGAGAUAUCCGGCACCUUACCAAGGAAACCACGACCUUUAUCAACCGCCAGGCAUGCAACGACAUCUACAAAGUCCCCUACCAUGCCAACCCUGCCAGAUCUCGACGGUAACUCCCAAUGGCCAUCCUGCGCAUGGCAUAGGGCCGCAAUCAUCUGUGUCGCCUUCACCUCCCCAGCACCCGCUGCAUAUGGAUGGCCGUAGGCAACAGUCUCAGGCGUCUCUGCCACCCCCUCUCCCGAACCACGGCCAAGAACCUCCUCCUUCGUCCCUCCCACAGCAACCUUCGCAAUCGCCACCCACGAAAAAGGCGCCUAGCUUUGGUAAUCCGCCAGGACCACCAGUAUCUCCACAGAAUAUGCCGACGCCAAUGCCUCAUAAUCCUUCUCAACCUCAAACGCACAACCACACUCACAUUCAGUCGCCGUAUAAGCAGUCCCCAACCCACAAUAAGUAUCCAACACCUUUCCAAGGCAACCAAGAAUAUAGCCCAUACGGGAGUGCAUCUUCGCGGCCCAGGCACCGCGUGGCUCAGCGCUACGAUAGCCAGCUGACUAGCAGUGGUUCAUAG